GAAGACUUGCAGAGCAAUGAGAGAGUCAUACUCUCCCCCAGAAGGGAAGCAGGUACCUGCUACCAGAUCACGCUGCGAGGUUCAGCACGGGCAUGCGCCUGCUACAAUUAGCCUGCAUCUCCCCCCCCCCCUCUGUGGUGAACCCAAGUGACUACGACUGACAUAAACUAAGUUACGACCAGGGUAUCUCCUCUAUUACCCUCCUCCUGGACAAUCACCGUACACAAUUUGGCCGGUACAGUCAACCCAUCUAUACACACUCCGAUCCGCCCCUCCCCUCCUCCUCUUUCGUCUCGGUCGGCAGAUCGUGAUCUUCAUUUUCGAUCUUCUCUUUCCACCCUUCGAUUCUCUUCUCCCCAUUUAUCGUCAUUUUUAUCAUUGUACUUUCUCAUCUUCACCUUUUCAUCCCAUCUUUAUCGUUCACUGUUAUUGUUCCCCGCCUCCCAUAUUCCUCACCCACCUUCUCUACUACACACCGCCUCUUCACGAUGGCUCGAUACGCCCAGUACGAUUUCUACCAACAAUCCCCCUCAACACUUGACGUGCCUCCGUCCGAAGAAGAUGAAAUGAGUGUUCUCGACGAUAAAAUCCUCGACUCUACCUCCCCAGGUCUCUCCGACCCCCGCCGCCCCUCCUACGACACGGAUGCCGCCUUUUCACAUCGCAACUCCGUUUGGUCCAACUACUCUCAUGCCAGUUCCGACCAGUCCCAGUCCCGACCAGCCCAUCUCUCCCACUCCGUCCUCGACUCAACGGGCGCCCAGUUCAUGACCGUCGACGGUCCCCAGUCUUACGUACAGCCCCAGCCCUCAUCGUGGUCCCUCUCCCGCACCGCCUCCGGCUCAUGCACCCCAACCGCGUACGACCAGUACCCCUCCAAGGCAGAGCAAAAUAAUGCCUCGGGUCCGUUCUCUGGUGGUGCCGUCGGUCCGGUGGGUGUGAUCCCGAUGGGCCCGGUUUCAUAUCGCGGCGCGGUGAAUUUUGCCGCACCGCCUGGAACGGGCGGGGUGGCCAUGUCCCCGCAAUCGAGUCAGGGCUGGAUGCCCGCGCCCAUGGAUUUGGUGGAUGCGGCGGCCGCCAAGAGCAGUUCGUAUCGGAAUGGGUCGCCGUUGACGCUGCGGCGGGAUGGGAUCCGCAAGAAGAAUGCGAGAUUUGAGAUUCCUGCGGAGCGCACGUUGAGUAAUAUCGACCAGUUGAUUAGCCAGUCGACAAAUGAGGAGGAGGUGAAGGAGUUGAAGCAGCAAAAGCGAUUGUUGAGGAAUCGACAGGCAGCUCUUGACUCGCGCCAACGCAAAAAACUGCAUACGGAGAAACUCGAAGAGGAGAAGAAACACUAUACCCAUACCAUUACUCAACUCGAGGAUAUAGUCUCCAGCCUGCAGAAGCGGGAAGCCGAGUUGAUGCGCGAGAAGAGCGAGUGGAUCGCUCAGCAUCAGCAGAUCACCGCCUACCUCGAGAACAUGCACAUGGAGAAGGAUGAAAUGAUCCGGGCGCAUACCCUGGAGACAGCCGAGCUGCGCAAGAAGAACAAUCUCUUGCUUGAGACGGUUGAGAAACUCGAGCACGGCGGCAAGCCUACCAUGGCCGAUCAAGCUCAAGCCCAUGCCCACGUCCAAGCUACCGAUUUCACCGGCUUUGAAAACCUGUCCAUGGAUACCACGCCUUGGGACGAGUUUAGCAUGGCAAAUGGUCUUCCCCUGCCGGAUACCAUUCCUACUUCUCACGGUCAUCCCCAUGCCCACGCCCAUGCUAAGCCGCACUCGCAGUCACAGCCUCUCCAGGUCACCGAGCGUGCAACCGACAAGCCCGCCUCGGACUACCCCUUCAGCUGGAACGCCUUCUACAUGUGCCUCCUCUUCGGGGCCUUCAUUGCCUCCAACGCCAACACCAACCUCGCCGGCCGCUCUCUUCCCCAACUCUCGGAAGAGUACCGUGCCGAGUCUGCCAACGUCCUCAAAGCGGUCCUCGCUUCCUCCCCAUCAGAUCUCCCCCACCCCUCCGCCCUCGCAGUCUCCGCAUCUGCACCCCAGCCUUCCAUCACCAUCGACAUGAACCAGAUGGGUCACUCGCACACACGUCCCUCCACGCUGGACGAGUUACAUGAUACACUCCUCCUGCCCAGCGAGGAACAACAGCGUGCGCAGGUCUUCGCCCUCAAUGCGGAUCAGUAUAACUCGCUGACCACCUUUGAGGAUGAUGGUGCGUCGUUCAAGCCUCAGCCGUCGAAUCUGCAGGCUGCGUUGGCAGCUAUGCGGAAUAAUGCGGCCCAGCAUCGUGUGCAUACUGGCGAGGACGUGUACUCGCGCAGCUUGAUGUGGGAGCGCGUGCCGGAGAAGGUGAUUCGUGACUUCCGCCGUAUGGUGCAGGAGUAUGGUGGUGGUCCUGUCAAGGAGAUGAUGACCUUUUAAAUCUCGAGGGAUUAUAGCAUGGCCUUGGAACCCUGAGAAUUUGGAUAACUCAGGGCUCUCUUAUGACUAAUGCUUAACCCCCUUCACUAGAGGUUACUCGUCAUGUUUCUCGGUCCUAGCCUGACAUCUCCGUUCUCUACUCCUCGCUCGUGACGCUUCGUCGGACCUUUCCGACUUUUUCAUUACGACAGGAACCAGCAAUGGUUCUCAAUUACGCUUGGCCAAUCCCGAAUAGAAAACCAGCGCCCCUAAGGAGCCUACCCGCCCUUUUUUUUUCCUUUGUACUCUGAUAUGAUUUCUCUAUGAUUUGUUUUCAACACAAUCCCUUUCAUGUGUUUAGCGAAUAGCGAUUUGUUUUUGUUUUUUUUGCUUUUGACCUUUUCGACUCUUCUCACCAUGCCUGUUCUACCAUUCUUCUGUGUUUUUUGUGUUCUUUGUGUUUUUCGUUUUCCAGCGUUGUGUUUAGCGUGGCAGGAGCGGCUUUUCCUUUUGUUUUCUUUUUGGGGCUUGCGGUCAUCACUAUCAUACGGAAAUCCCCUUGGGCGGUGGCAUUGGAUACGAGAAACGAAACGAAAUGUGAACUUGAACAUGUUCGAGCCUUGAAUUCUUCUUUGGUCUGGUUAUUUUGAAAUCUGGGAUUCGGUUUUUUGGGUUUGGGAUUGUGUACAGACAGAUUAUUUGCGUCACUGAUGAUGUGAUAUGAACAUGGUUCAUGUGUUACGAAUUUAUGAAGAUUCGAUCCGCCUUUUUGACGCGAUCAUGCUGUUUCUGGUUUUGAUCAUUCUUUUCUUUGCUUAUUUCUUCUAUUUGCGUGUCCCUUGUUGGACUUUUGGGCGGUCACUCUCCGAGGUUAUGGUGGGGAAUUCUUUUGGAUGGUUCUUUGGGUCUACUCUAUUUUAACAUUGUCUUUUUUUUUGUCUUCUCCUCGGAUUUGAUCUUUCUCUUUGGCGGUCGACUCGAUAGUCAUCUCUUCCUGGACUCGGGGUUCUCUUUUCUUUCCGUCCUUUGGCCUUUUCGCACAGCAUAUUGUUACUACACGCCCGUGGGAUCGGCGGCGACGCCUUGGAUGAAUGUUACGAAGAUACGAUAUGACCAUACAAUUAUGAUAUUCGCGAGAUGUGAUGAUUUGGACGUGGAUGAAUACAAUCAUAACCAUCACUAUGACUAUUAGGACUAGUGCUAUCCCGCUUACCUUCUGACGGAGUUCGCCUUGAGCCAUU
Molecule: messenger RNA, 3628 nt
Organism: Penicillium brasilianum
Lineage: Eukaryota; Fungi; Ascomycota; Eurotiomycetes; Eurotiales; Aspergillaceae
Source: the annotation of a GenBank genome assembly